AGGAGCGAUGCAGAACCUCACGGUUUGUGUGUCUGCGCUGGCUCCGGCGUUUGUAUCGACAUCAGCGCCGAUAUUUCUGAGUUAAAAACAUCUCGCAGCUUGUUUUUUUUCCCCAACCGUGUCCUUUUCUGCGGCUACGUGGCCGUAUAAGGACCGCGCUGUGCUGUGGGCUCGAUGGAUGACAGCGCUCCCGCAGCACAGUUACAGCUCGCUAAUAUUUUUUUUAUCGAGAACAGACUUCUAAUGAGGUUAUGAAACGAGCCUGUGUCACUGCUAAGUCCCACCCAUUUGCUGUGCUGCUGAGAUAGGCCACCCAUGAUUCCAUCCUGGGGAUUCGGGGUGAUUUCGAUGCUCCAGUGACUCUCCCAGCCUCAGCUUUAGCUGCCACCUUAGUGGCCUGAUAACCUCCAAGUUUUGCAGACUUCUGACCUCUAGGAAAAGAAGAAAGCCGUGUUUUUCUUUUUCUUUUCUUUAUCCCAAGAAGCUCUCCCAGAGGGAUGUGUGUGUCUGUGAUAACUUUCUUCCAAUUCUGGCAUUUUCAGCCCUACCCAGAGGACAUAGUGAGUGAGUACUCAAAAGACAUUUCUGCUAAAGCCAAGCAGUCUCCAGUAAAACAGGGAGAAGUAGGGCAGUUGUCCAUUAGUUUCCUUCUGGUGAAAAUAUUUGAUGCUUCUGAAACUCUUAGGGAUCUAUGUCCAACAACUUGCAAAUAAUGAAAGCUUAAAUUUGUAAAACUCAUCAGCAUGUCUUGGUAAGCCCUGUAAAGGGGAAUAGUCGUGAUUUGGAGGUGUUAUGCUUCUUUAAGGCAGCAGAAAUUUAUUUUUAGCAUUAUCAGACUACUGAGUUUUUAUUUCUUAAUGUCUCUUUUUACUCUCCAUCCAUAAAAUGAUCAUAAGGUUUUUCUUCAGUGUUAGAACACAGGCUGAAUUCACGAGGGUGCAGAACGUGCUGAAAUAAGCCCUAUAUAAGAACUGAUUAAUUAAUGUAUUUCAGGGGUUUUCUUAGUGAAAGUAUGCAAACUGGAAGAAUAUUUAAUCUCUCUAUAGCCAGUCUGCUUUGAGUGCUGUAAGACUGUGGCCCAAGUAUUGUGUAUUUAUUUAUUUAUGAUGUUUUCAGUUAGCCAGCUGCUGUUUCAGGAUUCCUGUUUGACUCCUUUUUUUUUUUUUUUGUUUUAUUAAUUGGUCAGAAAUGUAGCUCAAUUUCAAAGCUUUCUGAUUUAAUGUUACAUAAUAACAAUGAAAAAAGUCAUCUGUGAAAAAAGUGAGCCAAAUAUUACACAUAGGAGCAGCAGAAGUUGUUGACCUGUCUAACUCAGUCUCAGUUUUAUUAUUUUUGGCAAGUGUGUUUCUUCCAGUGAAGGUUCAGAUCCUCAAUCACAUCUAAAUACAUCAAUAAUAGGAGAUUUCACACCUUACACAUGGUCUGUGGAGCCCCAAAAUUAAAAAAAAAAAAAAAACAACCAACCAGACCUCGACAACACGGUUUUAGGUGGAAUAUUUUGCAUUCAGACAUCGUUUCCAGCCCGGUGUGGAUGUGUUUGGAAUCUCUUGGAGUUUUGGGAGGCCCAGCAGGCACAAGGCUGAGUGAGCAGCACCUGUUUGCAGGGCUGGCACAGGAGAAUGGAGGGAGCCUGGCUGUGAAAUAUUUGCACUUUCUGGAGUGGUUUGGCUGACACAACUGUCUCUUCAAUUCCAAUUCUGUUUCUUCACACAAUGAAAUGAAAUGUUUUUUUUUUAAAGAAGGAGGGUGAUGCUUAUUUCUAUCUGUUUUUCAGGGUAAUGCCAUACUUGGGACUAAGAUAUGGAAAGCAGGGAUGUGGUGAAUUCUGGACAAGAAACCCCUUCAUCCUCUGCAGACUCUGAUGUCAGAAACACCCACAGCUCUGUCUGGAACUUGAAUUCUAACAGAAGUUCUUCAUCCAGUCCCAAUGGAGUUUCUGGUUACUCAGGGAAUACCAGGUCCUCAUUAAAGCCUGCUUCUGUUGAGCUGCUUGCCUCCUUUAUGCAAGAUAUCCAGAACAUUGGACAUGCUGACUCAGAAAUUGUGAGGAACUGUGAGACAAGGUGGCUACAGCUACUGAGACUGGUAGAAAAACAAUGCCAGGAACAAAUAAAUGCCCAGCAAGAGCAGUUCCACCAUCAAAUCCAGCUGAUUCAGGAUGAGAUAAAGCAGCUGGUGAGGUUACAGAGCAGCACCCGGGGCAGCGGCAGGGGCCGGGCUUUGCUCACCAACACCUUCCCCUCUGUGCCGAGCCCCAUGGGGAUGCGCUCGGAGGCGUUUGAGGAGCAGGAGAGCCUCGUGAGCCAGCUGAGAUGCAGCGAAGGGGAAGCUCAGCCCGAGGCCCCCGAGGUGCAGCAGGAAUGUGCGGGCAGCGAGGCCUCCAUGAACAGCGGCUACGGCUCCUUGUCCACCUCGGAGCUGAGCCCUGCCCAGCCCGGCACAGACUGCACGGAGCAAACGCCCCACGGGGCUGGGCUGCACGGGCAUGCACACUGUGCUCAAAAUAAAAGAGAACUUGCAGCAAAAAAACCAGAGGAAAAUCGUUCUUUGGGAAGGAGUGAUGUUUUAGUGUUUCCCGCUGGGUGUGAACAUAAAGCUGAUGAAGAUCAUCAACGUGGGAAAAAACCCAGCAAAUCUUUAACAUCAUGGGCACAAAAGUUGAAACAAACCCAACCAAAAAGAGUAACUGCAGAUGAAGUAUGUGUGAACUCUAUGCAAGAAAAUGAGAGAAUGAAGAGAUUACCACUUGAGAAUACAAACCUUACUGAUGCUGCUUUGCCACCAUACACUUUUUACCUCAAUCAACCCAAGGAAAGUCCGAAUUCUGUAGUGUCAGAAGCUUCAGGACUUUCAUACUGGAAGUUAGAUGAAAAGGAGAUGUAUCACACUUUACCAGAGAAUUUCAGAAGUGAGUUGCCUGGUGUUUUCUCCACAAAAAUAUCACCAGUUCAGUUGUCUUCUACUGAUGAAAGGAAGUUGUCAUCACUGAAGGAUAUUUAUCAUAAAAGACAAAGGGAAAACAAGCAGAUGCCAGACCAGAGUUUUAUGCCUCCUUCCCAGCCAAGUCACCCACCAGAGAUCUUGACAUUGGACCCAACCCUGCAUAUGAAACCAGGCCAGCAGAACCAGGGACGCUGUUUUUUCAAUACUCCUGAAGACUCCACUCCCUUUUCUCCAGACUCUAUGGCAGAGCAUGGAUUUCCAAGUCAUUGUGACACAGACUCUUUUUCACAGACAAGUCAUUCAUCUCAGUUUGAUGAUUCUCCAACACAGCCUGCCAGCAGCAGAGCUGUGCACUUGGACCUGUGGAGAAAUCACCCAUUCCAGAGUGAAAACAGGGCCAGCUCUCCCUUCCCAGUGGCAUACAGGGAUGCUGACAAUGAUCAUUCAGUCAACACUGAGGAGGAAGAAACACUGACUCUAACUCCAUCUUCUGUUACUCACUCUGCUGACAACAGUUUGCCAGAUUACAGCCUUUCAGUGGCAUCUGUUGAAGAUCCUGUGGUAAUGUCAAAGAUUAGGCAGAACCUGAGGGAAAAACACGCUCGACACAUUGCUGAUCUACGAGCUUACUAUGACUCUGAGAUACAGAGCUUGAAACAGCAGCUGGAGUCAAGCCACAGAACUGCUGCAUCUCAGGACCUGAAGGAAAUCAAUCAAAGCCUUGCUGACAGGUGUGAGCAGUUAGAUGCAGCUCUGAAUGAAGCAAGUGCUCGAAUAAAAGCCCUUGAAAAUAAGAAUAACCUGCUAGAAAAGCAAGUGGCAGAUUGGAGAGAACGUUUCUAUUCCAUCAGUGACAAUUCCAAAGUGCUGCAGGAGCGGCUCGAGGAAAUGCGCACGAGCCACAAGGAGAAGGACAACACCAUCAGCCGCCUGAAAUCCAGGCUCAAGGAGCUGGAGGAGGCUUUUGAGAAGUUAUCUUACAGGUUAUCUGACAAUACAAACACCAGGCUCCAGGAGGAAAACAAAAUGUUUCAAAAUCUUUUAGGAGAAUACGAGUCCCUUGGAAAGGAACAUGAAAGAGUAAAGGAUACAUUAAAUACAACUGAAAACAAAUUGCUUGAUGCAAACACAGAGAUUUCUGAUUUGAAAAGGACAAUUUUAAAACUUGAAGCUCAGCUCAAGCAGGUGGAACAUGAAAAUGCACUGAAACUUCGCCAUAUAAGUGAAAAUCGUUUAAGAACCUCUUGUGCCAACAAGCUGGGAACUCCUGAUGUCAGCAGGAGAAAGUGGCUGAUACCAGGAGCUGAAUAUUCCAUCUUCACUGGGCAGCCUUUGGAGGGCCAGGAAAGCCCCAAAGACAACAGGCUGGAAGAAACCUAUAUUCCUUCUAGGCACAAUUCUCCUCCUGAGAAAGACUCCUCACAGGAAGAUUCUUCAACAAACACAAUAGAAAAGAAAGAAAAUGAGAUGUCAGAAGCACCAAUUAUAAAAGCCUUUAAAGAACUUGAAGAAGGAAAAAUAUUUAAAGAUUGGGGUACACAGACAGAAAAAGAAGAUGCACCAGCUAAACCAUCAACUCGACGUCAGACCGUUGGGUUUGUUGAAACUUCUUUGGUUUCAAACCGAUCUCCAGAGAAAGGAAGAGACCAGCACAGACCCAAACGGUUCAGCUCCCCCUGUGGCCAGAGGUCAUCGUCCCUUCCUCCUGCAAACAGGAAAUCCAACACUCCCACAAGAAGAGAGAUAAUGUUGGCACCAGUGUCUGUGACAUAUAGCCCAAAACGAUCUCCAAAAGAAAACCUCUCUCCUGGAUUUAGCCAUUUGCUCAGCAGAAAUGAAAACACAGUGACAAGAUUUGAUAUACUUCUAGAUGACCUGGAAACUGGUGCUACUUCUACUUUACAGCACAAUAAUCCAAGGAAAAGGCUCCAGUUUCACUCAUUAGAUGAUGUAGAAGGAAGGCAGCAUUCAGGUGCCAGACACAGCUCCUGUACUGAAUCUGUCAGUAAUGGAAAGAAGAAAGCUGCAGCUUGGGAGGAGAGGAGCCAGAGAUACGAGGCAGAGCAAUCACCUUGUGAGGAAGACUUCAAGUACACAGCAAGGAUUACAACUCUGGCUGAAACAGAGAGGCUUUUUGAUGAGCUGACUCAUGAAAAGCAACAGAUUGAGGCUGCACUGAGCCGAAUCCCUUGUUCUGGUGGAAGAAUGACCUUGCAAGCAAGACUAAAUCAGGAAGCCCUGGAAGAUCGUUUGGAAAGAAUUAACAGAGAUUUGGGGUUAAUACGAAUGACUCUGAAAAGAUUUCAUGUUUUAAGAACCUCUGCAAAUCUUUGACUGCAAAUAUACUUUUUUUUUUUGCACUAAUAUAUGAGGAUGCACUCAGUAAAUGCAAAUUAUUUUGUAUUUUUAUAAACCCUGAAAAGUAGUUUUGCAACCAUGUUACCCUUUACAAGCAGCAAUAUUUUGUACUUCAAACAGCCACCUCUAUUUUAAACGUAUUUUUGUUACACCUGAGAAAUCAAUGUUUAUCCUGUAUUGUAAUAUUUUUAGAAAUAUUAAUUAUUUUUAAAUAGUGAUAUUCAAUUUAUAAUAAGAAACUAAAAGGCAGCUUGUUUUCAGAGAAAAAUGGUAGUGUUACCCUUUUGCACUUGGUUUUCCUCCACCAUUUUAUAAAUAUUUAUGGUGUGAUGUAAAUAUUAGCCAAGAGGAGAUUUUGGACUUUAAUACAAAAAGCAACAUGAGUUGUUGAAGAGAACCACUGUUCUGUGGUAAAUCCUUUUAAUUUAAACCUUUGACAUGGAUGUUUCUCAUUGUGACAGAACUGUGAGCAAUACUUGCACUAUGGCUGGCUGGGGCAGGAAAACCCUUCUCUGAUUUAUCUGAUGUCUGCCAGCAGUCACAGCGAGGGCUGUUUUGAUCCUGUGAGUACCAGGACUCACCUGGCAGCAGCCUCCUGUCUCCCAGUGAACAACUGCACUCCAGGACUGGAAUUCCUUUCCUGAAGUUACUGUUCCAUGUGCCAGCCUGGCUUUCAUGCCUGUGUUCUGUUCGUGUACAUUUCAUGUAUUUGUGAACAUAAACAAUUUUUUCUCGGUGAAAAAAUACUUAUUUGCCAGUUGUCAUGUUGUUGCAUUACUAUCCAACAUUGAUAUUUUGGUUUGUAUUUUAAUAUUAAAUAAAUGUUUAAUUAGAUUCUUUCCUCCUGCCCAAGUACAGUAAUAGGCUCUGGGAUAUUACAUCAGCGAUAAUGUAGGUUUUAAUCAUAUUGUGUGUUUCAAAUUCUGUCCUUGUUCAAGAUGUUUAGCCACCAAUGAUGUGAUUAUAGGGCCAGAAUAGCUGUCAUAAAGGAAGCUUGAGAAGGUCUGAUUCUAAAAUUAGAGUGCUGUGGUUUAAGAUAUUUGAUGAGGAGCUGUCCAACCCAUGCAUGGUCUUUUAAAAAAUUCUGUUGUUUUUGCAACCCA
Molecule: messenger RNA, 6404 nt
Organism: Sturnus vulgaris (Common starling)
Lineage: Eukaryota; Metazoa; Chordata; Aves; Passeriformes; Sturnidae
Source: RefSeq, a predicted model, not a curated record